AUGAGGUCUCUGGUCUUUGCCCUGCUCUUUGGAGCUGUAUUCGCCACAGAAGAUGACAAAAUUGUCGGAGGAAGGGAGUGCACACCUCACUCCCAGCCCCAUCAGGUGUCUCUGAACUCUGGCUACCACUUCUGUGGAGGCUCUCUGGUCAACGAGAACUGGGUGGUGUCUGCUGCUCACUGCUACAAAUCCAAAAUGGACAUUGUCCUCGGUGAUCACAACCGUUGGUGGUUGGACGGCAAUGAGCAGAUCAUUGCAGCUGAACGUGUGAUCCCUCAUCCCAGCUACGAGUCCUGGCUGGUUAACAAUGACAUCAUGCUGAUCAAGCUGAGCAAACCUGCCACAAUCAACGAGUAUGUGAAGCCUGUGGCUUUGCCCACCAGUUGUGCCCCUGCUGGAAUCACAUGCACAGUCUCCGGAUGGGGUGUGACCAUGAGCUCCACUGCUGACAGUAACAGGCUGCAGUGUCUGGAAAUCCCCAUCCUGUCUAAAGAGGACUGUGACUUUGCGUACCCCGGCAUGAUCACUGAGGCCAUGUUCUGUGCUGGAUACAUGGAAGGAGGCAAAGACUCCUGCCAGGGUGACUCUGGUGGUCCCGUUGUGUGUGACGGUGAGCUCCAGGGUGUUGUGUCCUGGGGCUUUGGGUGUGCAGAAAAGAACCACCCAGGUGUCUAUGCCAAGACUUGCAUUUUCACAGACUGGCUGGAAGAGACCAUGGCCACUUACUGA
Molecule: messenger RNA, 729 nt
Organism: Plectropomus leopardus (leopard coralgrouper)
Lineage: Eukaryota; Metazoa; Chordata; Actinopteri; Perciformes; Serranidae
Source: RefSeq, a predicted model, not a curated record